Molecule: messenger RNA, 11060 nt
Organism: Prinia subflava (tawny-flanked prinia)
Lineage: Eukaryota; Metazoa; Chordata; Aves; Passeriformes; Cisticolidae
Gene: ST3GAL3
Product: ST3 beta-galactoside alpha-2,3-sialyltransferase 3
Exons: 13
Coding region: 5981-7261 (426 amino acids)
Molecular function (GO): sialyltransferase activity
Source: RefSeq, a predicted model, not a curated record
UCAUUCCUGAUAGUUACAAGCAAUUUAAAGGAAAUGACAGUGUCCUGGGUGCAGGAUAUGGAUGCCUUUAGUGUGGGUGGUAGGUGCUGAUGGGUUGCAGGUACAGAGGAGUGAGCAACUUCUAGACAGUUCCAUGGAAAACAGGAGUAGUGUGAUACAGGAGAGCAAGGAAACUGGUGAUAGGGAGCAGCUACACCAAAGGGCUGAGCAGCCUGUGUGGUUUGGAACUGUGGUUGCCUGUGGUGGAUGGCUGCCCAGGCCACUUGGCUCUGCUGCAGGAACACAGCUUUGCUUGUCCAGGCUCAGCAGAGCCAAGGCAGGAUGAAGAGAGCAGUUGUGUUGGCAGCCAGAGAGGAGUCUGUCCUGAGUCCUCUCUGGCUUUCCCAGUUCCAGCUGGAUAGAUGUUUCCAAACACAGUUUAACAGCUGGUGUCCACAGGGACUGGCAGAAGUGUAAAUGCUCAUACUCUGCCAUUCUCUCUUUCAUAGGCAGAGGUAGCACAGGGCAUCCUGUUUGGAUCCUCAGCUGUCCACACAGUGGGGCUGGGGCCAACCCUGCUCUUCCUCUCUGUUUGGAGGGUGACUGGUGUGGGAGAAGAGAUCUGCAGUGCAGUCACCAGCACGGAGAACCCUGUCUUGGGCCCUCAGCACUGUGCAGAGCCUGGCAAGAGGAAAGGAUAGAAAACGAGAUCUUGGCUCUUCUCCCUCCCCAGUCGAAGUGGGUGAGGGGCUGCCAAGGGCUUUACAGCAGGGAGAAGAAGGACAGCAUUCAUGGGAUCUGCGUGACUCUGAGCUGCUGGGCUGGGAGCCAGGCACGUCAGCACCUGAUGGGCCAGCACACGAGGAAGGGUUUCUUGCUCCUCACCUUCUUCAGAGCAGCCCUUUCAAGGGGUCCCAGCACAGUGUAGUGAGGUCUCUCCUGUCCCACUGCCCUGCAUAUUCUGGGCUGGACUGUUGCCUGUGUGGGGCAUUACACUGGCACAGUGUGCUGUGGAGGUCUUUCCCCAGGAGCCAGGUUCAUUCACUGCUACCCUGGACCUUGCUUAUUGAGACAGCUGCCCAGGAUCCCUUCUGUCUGCCUGUGUCCUCUCUGUCAUCUUGUGGGGACAGAUUUGGGGUACCUGGAUCAGUCCUUUGGCCAUCUGUGCAGACUGCAAAGAAGCAGCCUCCAGUUGUGCACUGUCUGUGUGGAGGCUGCACAGAUCAUUCCCAGAGAGAGUGCAGGGCUAGGGCUGUGGGAGUGAUCCUGGGGGCUGGACAAUCAUCACCUCUCACAACAGAUCCCCACCACUUCUCCAGGCAGGCUGGAGCCUGCAUAGAGAAUCCUUCCUCCGUUAGCCACUGGACAGAAGAGCCCUUGUGCAGCCUUUUUGGAGAGGUGCCUGGUACUGCUAGGGCAGACUUUCCACUUUCCAGUGAACAGAUGCCUGGCUAUGGCUGGGCCAUAUGGUGUUUUGGACUCACUGCUGUCCCAGCACAACCCGUCCUCCAGCCCUUCAAACAGGUGAGAUUGCUCAGGGCUCUGAUCCCUGGCAACAGCUCCCUGCAAGCUGUGGGAGCUGCCAAUGGUCUGGUGCAGGGAGAGGUGCCACAGGUCCGUGCUUGGAGUGUGUGCCUCUAGAAAGUGCUGCCCAGUCAGUGGGGCCUUGAUGCUGGGUCACCAUUCCGGGAGAGGUUUGGCUGUGAGGGGACUUGCCCUGCUGGCCCAGGAUGUGAGGAAAGCACACUGCGGUGAGGUGAGUAAACAGCACUUCAGGUUUGUGGUCAAGGAUGCUUGUGACAUCCUGGGGACACCUCUGAGGCUGGGAUGAAAUCAGAUUCUGCCUGCCAGCCAACAGUCUGUAUCAGAGCCAGAAUUUCUGGUGCUGGAUUCAUGAUCUUAUCCUGUAAGCCAUUCCUACGGGAGCUGCUACAUCCUUCCUGACUUCUCCAGCAGUCUCGGCUGCUUUUCCCACUCAGUCAGGUUUAUUGGGUGGGCAGUUGCCCGAGGCUCAGUGUCAGCUGCUGUGCUCACUGUCAGGUCCUGUGGAUUUGGGACGUGCAGGGAUGGGAAGGGAGAAGCUGGCAGCUUUGCCCUUUGGCAGCAUGUUGCAGGGCACAAAGCCAGCCAGCCCUCAUUUUAGCCAAGCUGUAAAUUUGGCCCCUUGCUCUUGUGCUCCUCUGAUUUUUCCUGUGGGCUGAGGGUUCAUCCUGCUACUGCUGUGGCUGCUCUGCUACCUUGUCCUUCAGCUCCCUGUGCCCCUAUGCUUGCACACACAGUGCUGUCAGCUCAGCUGUCUGGGUCCAUUUCUGACUCCUCAUGUGCUGCCUGGGCAGCUCCUCAUUUCCUCACUGUUAGGAGCUCAUGGCAAUGGGCUGCGUAACUCCGCUCCCCUCUUCCUCACCCUGCUCAGUCCCAUGCAUCCAGGAGGGACAAAGCCUAUGGAGCUGUCUGCCCUGGCCAGGAUAUCCCUAGCAGUGAUGCUGUGCCUGGCUGGAAUGCUCUGUGCCAAGGUGUGUCCCUUGCAACUCUCUCCUGUGGAGAUUUCUGCAGCACAAUGCAGGAUCCCAAGAUCCUGUACAGUGCAGGGCAGAGAAGCCGGCACUUCCCCAGGCACUCUGGUAGGAAACAGCCAUUUCCAUCUGCAUAAUGGAGACUGUAGCACAACCACCAUCAGCCCACUCUGGGAUAUUUUUAGGCCUGGCUGUGCUGAUGAGGGAGAGAUGACAGGCUCACUCCACAUCCAGACCGUGCAAUGCCUCUCCCAGCUGCAGCCACCUGCUGCAAUGGGAGAAGCGUGGGCUGUUCCCCCAGCAGAGGAAGAACUGACAGGCUGCUGUGGCUCUGGGCUUGCUGGGAGCAGCUACUAGUGCAGGAUAACACCAUCCUUCUCCCUCUGAACUUGUGCAGCUUCACUGCUUUUGAAAGAGCAGCUGAAUCUCACAAAUGCUGAAUCUCCAAAACUGAGCGUGUUCAUGUCCUGCAGCAGAGCACAAACCCUUGGCCAUGUCCUGCAGCACAGGGGUCAGGGCAGUGCAAACUAAGCCCUCAGCUCCUGCACCCUCCCCACACAGCUCCUAUGGCCCAUGCCAUGCUGGGUGGCUCCUCUCCUUUCUUCCUUUUCCCAAGAGGGAGCAGAUAAGCCUCAGCACCCAGGAGUGGGGAAAAAAGGCACUGGGACAUGGCAGGGCUACCUCAGCUGGCAGCUACCUGCCAACCCAGGGCCCCAGGCAGGCAGCUGUUCUCAUGAUCAACCGUGAAGCACCUCCACCAUCAGCACCAGCACUUCCUCCCACCACCUUCCCAGUGACUGGCAGCAUUUAAGGUGCCUGGUGCUUUCCCUUCCUCCUGCCUCUCCUUGCCCUUGUUACUUCCCAUCUCCUUGAUCCCUUUCCUGAACAUCAUGCUUGGUCUGGUCUCAGAUGUGUAGAAGGUGGGAUGCUUCAAGACAUCUCUCUGGGCUCAUGGCCCUGCACUCUGGGAGGUGUUGCUGUCCCUUGCUGCAUCACGGGGUUUUGCGUGGGGCACUCACCCACAGGGGCGCAGUCUGUGGCUCUGCAGACAAGACAAGCCCUGGGAGUUGCUUAUCAGAGGCAGCGUUGCUGACCAUUUCCUUUGGGCAUGUGGGGAGGAGACCAGAGUGACGCAAGUGAGGAAGGUUUGUAAACCUGAAGUGGACACUGACUCAGGCACUUGUGCUGCUGUGGUUAUGCACUGGGUUUUGGCAUCAGCUCACUUGAGCAUGUAUGGGACAGACAAGUAUGAGUAACAGAGCUGGUUGCUGUGUUGUACGAAGGUUGCUGGUGCACUACUUGGGUUCAGAGGCUCCAGUUCAUGAGGGGGCAAAGGGGGAGGAGGUUCAGGUUGAACAGGAUGAAAAGAGGAGCCUGUGGCUAGUGGCCCCAUCACCACAGCAGGCCAGCUGAAGUGCACAAGGGAUUGCUCCAGUGCAAGUAAUUAAGUACUGAAGCUCCAGGCUGGAAACAACGCAUUCCCUGGGUCAAGGGCUGGCAAGGAGCACUGCUGCAGGUAGUGUAAUGCCACAGAGCCAGCUCAGGCUGUUGUACCUGUUUUUAGAAAGACGUGCAUGAGCUGGAAGAGCAGGUGAACAAAACUGUCCUCAGGCAGAGCCCUCCACACCUUCUCCACUACCUUCUCUGGCAUGCAGGAAUUAGUCCUGGCCUCCUUUUUGCUGCUGGAGCUGUUUGGACAGGAGAUCAGGAGGGGUGCUUACAGGUCAGGGCAGAACAGCAAGCAUGUCCAUGCAGCAUCUCUGUCCCUGAGCCGCAGAUGUCAAAAAACUUGAGACCUUAAACUUGUUGAAUCUAGUUGAGAUCUAAACUUCUUUUACAAGCUGCUUCAUGGUGAGGAUGGCUGGCUCUGCAGCCCUCAGUGACCAUGCUGUACUUAAUUUCAGGCUUGAGUUUUUCCCAUCUUCAGCUUCUCACCUUUGGCUCCUGCACUUCCUUCUGCCCAUACCAGUACUCUGAUCCCUCUGGCAGUGAGGAGACCCUCUCCUGUGGCAGUGAAGUAGCUUGUACUCCUCACAUCCCAUGCAGGCUUAUUUGUCACAUUUCCAACACUUAGCUCCUUUUGUGUGGUGGUGCUGCUGCUCCUUGGGAUUUCUGUGCCUGUGCUGAAGUUUGGAGAGCUGGACCAGACUUCAGGUUGACUUUGCCAGAGCUGUAGCUCUGCUUGGAAAUUGUCUCCAUGCCCCUCUGACUCAUGGCCCUCAGAGCCAAAGUACUGUGCUGCAGGCUCACAGCAACAGUCCUGUGCGAGGACAGCUCUUUCUCAGCUUUUUUCCUUAAUUUCACCUCCCACCCCAGCUUUCAGGGAGAUUCUUCACUCUGCAGUACAGCCUGUCUUCUCCAUUCCCAAGAACCUUCCUUUGCAGCCCAUAACUGCUGUGGGCUGUUGUCAUUUUCCCAGGCCAUUCAGCUCAUGCUGUAGCAGCAAGCAUCCUGUUCAGUGUUUUGUCAGCCCCAAAUUUGUAAGCCUUCAUCUUGUCAUCCAGACAAUUGACAUUAAGACCUAUUAAAUGGGAAUGGACCAGGGGUCACUGGGGGUCUAGGCAGGCUUCCUGUUGUUGAUUUUUCCCCAUUAAGCUUGGCUCACUGACAGAUCUUAGAAUGUAGCUGUUAAUACAUGUAGUUGGUAAUCUACUUGAAUCCUAUUAAUUCUUUAUAAUACAUGCUUUUAAUGAAAAUCCUACAGCAUUAUUGACAGCAGUGGAGAAGGCAAAGUGUUCUCUAUAGAUGCUCCUGCUCUCAGCAGCCAGAACUUUCUUUUUGCCUAGGGAGUAGUUUCCCUGUGUAACAGCCUCAGAAUGCCCUUAGCUGUGCUUUUACCUACCCAGUGGCAGUCUGGGGCUCUCUGCCAUUUCUCUGCCCAUUGCUUUGACCCUUCAGAUUAUUCUGUCCUACUACCAGCUGACCAUUCAUUAAAAAUUAACACGUGUUUGGGAGAGUCUGUGAUUAAAUCAUCAAAUUGUUUGCAAAUUACUUGGGCCUGUAGAGUGACUGGGGCUGGUUUGGGGAGCUGUAGCCUCUCCUUGUGCCACCGCUUUACCAAAUUCCCUCCUCUGUGAUAGCAUGUGAGAUGGAGUCACUCCUGCCAUUCCUGUUUGAGAGGAGGCAGUGGCUGGAUGGUGCCUGCUUGCCUCCCCUGACUCUUCUAGCUGUUUUUAUGGUAUGAAAGGGGAUGGGGUAAUGCCUGUCUGGAGAGCUCAAGAUGAACCUAUUGAGGUUCAUGGCCAUCACAGUUCUAACCAUCUCUGAAAUUCAAGUUUAUUCAGCAAUCAUCUCAGAAAUUCAAGGACAGCACUCCUGGCUUCAGAGAGGCAGCACAGCCACAGCUGGAGCUGGGCUCAUUCCAGGUUCCUGCAGCACUGGCAUGAAGAAGUGCAUUGUGAUAUCCAGUGAUGGCACCUGGGCUGAGCAGGAUUCCCUGUUUCACACCCAGAUCUCAGGUCAUGUAGAAGAGCAGAUUUAAUGUGAAGAUGGGACUCUUGGUGUUUAUGCGUAACCUGCUGCUAGCCCUCUGCCUCUUUCUGGUACUGGGAUUUCUGUACUAUUCUGCUUGGAAAUUGCACCUUCUCAGAUGGGAGGAUUCAAAUUCAGUGGUUCUUUCCUUUGACUCCGUUGGACGUACAAUAGGCUCAGCUUUCCUUGUUGAACAGGAAGGAGAGAGAGAAAAACUGUGGCUAUUGUGCUUCCGCUGUCCAUCCCAUCUCACCUUGCUGCAGACCCAGGAAAAGACAGAGCCCAGAAAGAACCCACAGAAACCAUGGCAGCUCCAGGCCCAGCCAUUCCCAGUAGAAUAUGACAAACUGGGCUUUCUCCUGAACCUGGACUCAAAAUUGCCUCCAGAACUGGCAUCAAAGUAUGCCAAUUUCUCUGAGGGAGUGUGCAAGCCUGGCUAUGCAUCAGCGCUCAUGACUGUCAUCUUCCCAAAGUUCUCGAAGCCGGCACCAAUGUUCUUGGAUGAUUCCUUCAGGAAAUGGGCACGUAUCAGGGACUUUGUACCCCCCUUUGGAAUUAAAGGACAAGAUAAUCUGAUCAAAGCCAUCCUGUCAGCAACCAAAGAUUAUCGUCUAACUCCAGCUCUUGACAGUCUCAGCUGCCGGCGAUGUAUUAUUGUGGGAAAUGGUGGAGUACUUGCAAAUAAGUCAUUAGGGUUAAAAAUUGAUGACUAUGAUGUUGUUGUCAGGCUGAACUCGGCUCCAGUGAAGGGCUUUGAAAAAGAUGUGGGUGGCAAGACAACACUCCGGAUCACAUAUCCUGAAGGUGCAAUCCAGAAAAUGGAGCAGUAUGAGAAGGAUUCCCUGUUUGUUCUGGCAGGAUUCAAAUGGCAGGAUUUCAAGUGGCUGAAAUACAUUGUUUACAAGGAGAAAGUGAGUGCCUCUGAUGGCUUUUGGAAGUCAGUGGCAACCCGUGUCCCCAGGGAACCUCACGAGAUUCGUAUCCUGAACCCCUACUUCAUCCAGGAGGCAGCUUUCAGCUUCAUUGGACUGCCUUUCAACAACGGCCUCAUGGGCAGAGGGAACAUCCCCACCUUGGGAAGCGUAGCAAUAACCAUGGCGCUGCACAACUGUGAUGAGGUGGCGGUAGCUGGGUUUGGCUAUGACAUGAGUUCACCCAAUGCUCCGCUGCACUACUAUGAGAACAUCAAGAUGUCUGCCAUCAAAGAGUCCUGGACGCACAACAUCCAGAGGGAGAAGGAAUUUCUGAGAAAGCUGGUGAGAGCCCGAGUCAUCACUGACCUAACCAGUGGGAUUUGAGUGGCUGCAGCCACAGUGUCCAAGGGAGGAGAUGAAGACACACUGCAGCUCUGGGAGCAGGCACUGGCAGCCCACUGCAAGAAUCCCACCUCACUGAAGAUACACAGAGAUGCCCAGGUGCUCUGGGAAGACCCUCUUGCACUGCCAGUCUGCACGAGGGUUACAUCUCCCACCUCCAGGCCUAGACCUGGCAGGAGGUGGGCAAGGGGCUGAGUGGACAGUUCUCGAACUCUGCAUCACAGACAGAUCUUCUGCAUCCUGAAUUAGACAGGAAAGACUCAGGAGAGAGAAGAAAGGUUUGUGAGUAAAAUUAGUGCCAAAUGGGAGGUGAUGCUGCCCCAAGGCAGCAAAGCCUGAAUGUACAAAGUAUUAUUUUUUAAAAGACUCUGCUGGAACCAUACUAGAAAUACCAAGGUACAAGGCAAAGUCUGCUUGUGCACAGCCCUGCAAAAAACCUGGCCUCUUCAUGCUCCAUCUGCGUUGUCACCGGCCUCAGACCUUUCCGCAGGAAAACAAAUCCAUCCAAAACUUUGGUGUCAUUGGUGCUGCUACAAUUCGAAGGGAGAAUGAUGGCUUCCUCUUAUUCUCCACUUGGAGCUUCUGGAUGGAGAUGAGCAUGGGUUUGUUUUUCUGCAUUUUUCCUCACUUCCUCCACAGAGGCAGUAAGAGCAGCAGCCACUGACUUGGCUGUGUUUUUCAUAGCCAUUUGCUCUGCCUCUGCCCUGACCCCGAGGUGGAGCAGGCAGCCGGUGGCUUUCUCCGCCUGCAGCAGACCCUCCCCACCCUCUUGCCUGUCAGGAUGCAGAGGAGCCUGCCCCGUUGUGCUCAAGGCUUUCAGGCCUCUUGGUUUGUGCCUGCUGUGCAGGGCCCCCGUGGAGUCCGUGCAGACUGGUGUCACUGUUUCUGGACAGCAUCUCGCUUUGGUUUUGUGUGGGAGGGGAGUAUUUAUUCUUUGGAAGGAGGUCAGAUCUUGAGCAGAGAUCUCAAGCUUUACAGUUUGAGAGCAGACUGCUGAAGAUGUUUGUUAUAUGUUCCAGACUCGAUCAUGUUCCCUAUUUAAGCGACGUGUGACCUCAAUGAUGAUGGAACCUGAUGGGAACUCUCACCCUCUGCUCGGCCCCUGCUCACUCCAUUUCCAAGCUCCUCCCGUGCUGCUCUAGCACUGCUGCUCCUCCUGCUCUCAGGAGCACGUCCUUCCUUCGCCGUCCCAAGAUGCACUAUUUGCACAUUUGAUUUGUAGACGUAUUUCAGAGGAGCUGGAAUAAACUGACCAAUGUGGCCAAGUGCGAGGGCAGCAGGGUGGUCUCAUCCACCUGAAGAGCAUGGGCAGAAGGGAGAUUGCCAAGGGAAUGAACAGUUACACGUGGAAAGUGGCUCCUGUGCUCUCCUAGCCUGGAGCAGGCUGGAGUGCACUCACAGGCACUGUCCCACAGCCAGCCGGUGCUGGGGUCAGUGGAGGGGGAUCCCAGAGGGGUGUGGGUUGGGCUCAUGGUCCUGGCACUGUGUCUGACGUAGCCCAAGGAUUGCAGUCUGCCUUGCUCUGGACUGAAGGGAGCAUGACCCUGGCAUGGGCAAGGAAUGCUCAGAGCAGGGUUCGUGUGGCUCCUGCAGACCAACUCUGUGCCCACUGCCUUGCAGGGACUGUGACUUUGGACCUGAGAGCCUCCAGGGGGUGUGCAGGAGGGGCAGGCAGUGACCUGGGCGUGGGGCAGACAAGCAAACUGUACAGAAUGGUUUGAGACCAGGCUGCUCCCAGGACGUGGCACUGAGUGCUGCUUACAGACCAGUGAGGGAUGUGUCCCUCUCCUGCCUGCUGUGCCUAUAGCCAAGGAGCUUGCUCAGGGGUAAGUAAUGCCCAGCUUCUUGUUGUGGCUGCGCUUUCCCUUGUCAUCUGGGAGCAGCUCAAAGAUCCUGCUGCUUCUGGGCUGCAGAAGGUAUAGUGGGAGGCUCUCCUUCCCUUUACCCUUCCCAUGUGUCAUCUCCACUGCUCUGGAUCUGGCUAAGGCUGUGGCUGGGGAAGGGUUGACAUCCACUCUCUGUCUUGAUGCUUUCAGCAGCUGCCAUGAAAGCCCUAGGGCUGUAUCCAUGGGCUGCAGUGAGCUGAGAUGCAAGAGUGGGCAGCUGCACCCAGGAGGAAGGAAGGGCCUUUGGUGUCUGUGCUGAGCUCCUCUCCACCCACUGGGGGAAGGACCCCCACAGAGGAUUGUGAUGGCAUUAAUUUGAUUAAGACUGCUUUAUUGAACAGUACAAAGCUAUAGGGCACUUUUAUCUUCCAACUCAGUGGCUCCAGGUCCAAGGACACUGCUCAGCCUUCCCUGUCAUCCCAGCUCUCCACCACAGCCAUGAACAAGUCCUGAUGGGAAGCUGACCCUACAGACCAGGGAGAUGACUCCAAGCUCUUUCCUCCACCUUGACAGGGAUCUCCAGGGAGAAGAGUCCAAGUUGAAUAGCUGAGUGCAUGGCCCAGACUGACUGUGGUGGGCCAGGACCACCCGCAUGUAGAAGGAAAGAGUGUUUGGGGACCAAGACUCUCCUCUAACUCACUGACACGACAGAGCAGCCCAUGGCCAGGUGAUGGGGCUCCAGCUCCAGGAGCAGUGCACAGCACUGGGUUUUGCUCCUGGGUGCCAUUCUUUUGGCUGCCUCCCCACGAGCACCUGCAGCCACCUCCCGCCCUUGACACGCUGCAGCCCUGGCAGCUCGGAGCAGUGCCCGCGGGUCAGAGCAGGGUCAGUGGGACGGAUGUGAGCCUUGGCCUCUCCCUCACCGUGACUCACCUUGUCAGAUUGGAAGGGAGAGCCCAGGGGAAUUCUCCACAGCCUAAAUAUAGAGCGGGGUUGCCUGGUGCCUUGAUGCGCUGUGGUGCAGAAAGGCUGCUCGGGUGGCAGGGAACCUGCCUAGAGACAGCCCAGGGAGAUACAGGGAGAUCAGAGGCCAGUGACCACAGUGGGUUUUGCUCCAACUAGUGCAGAGAGCAGGUCUGGGGGGCUGCAGGGCAGCCUGCAUGUGCUGCUCUGGAGGACAGGAGCUGCCAGAGAGCUGCUGCUGCUGUGCUGACCACACCAUGGGCUGCUUGUGCAUUUGUAGCAGUGCCCACCACACUGGCAUUGGGCUCCCACCACCAGCUCACCCUGUUAGGCCUGGCCAUGCUGUGGCCUCAAGCUCACACAUGCCAAAGGUAAGCACCAUGGCCAGGUAGCAUGAGGCAGCAGUGGGAUCCAGCCCAGCAUUCCUCAUCCCAGCAUCUCUGGGCUUCCAGUGUCUCCUUCCUUGAAGGGAGAAGUGGAGAGGCCCUGCCUGGCCAUGCUGUGCUACCCCUCAGUGUGAGCACUGCUGGGAGUGGGGGAAGGUGUCAGGACAGGGGCGUCUGUGUUAAAUGAGGGCAGUUGGGUUUGGCACGGGCAGAACUGGGCAUGGGCAAGGGCUUCCAGAGUGUUUGGCAGGGAGGCAGCCCCACGCUGAGCACAGUGUGUGCUCUCAAUCCGAGCAUGUGCCACUCACAGUAUUAGAGACGUGUCCUUCAGUGCAGGAGCCCCUCUGGGGCCACUGCCCAGCCCCUCUGGGCUCUGGCUCCUUGCACAGCCUGCACAGGGUCUGGGAAAGGCCAGUGCAUUCGCCGGUACUGUACCAAGCCAAGAUGCAAGAACUCAAUGAGUUUUUAAAAUUAGUUUUAGUUUCUGCAUUUUUUUUUUAAUUUCCCCUCUAGGCAGGGAGGGUAAGAGUCUUGUAGGCUCCUCCAAGCCGGCUUAUGUCACAUCAAUUCUGUCAUAUCACAGAAGCAAUAAAGCUAUCAAACAAG